AUGGAACACCAAAUCAAGAUAUUCAUGGAUAAACCUGAGCCUCAAGACACGAUGAGUGACCACACGGCGUCCACUAUUAUAGCUGAACUUGACAGCGUGAAUCUCAAGCCCGGUCAAAUGGUGGUCCAAAUUGUCACCCCAGAGGGAGCCAGAAGAUUCAUCCCUCUUCGACCAGCCCUAUUUCGGGAGUGCAUAGGAUUCUGGAGAACUGAAACAACUUCGUUUCUACCGUAUCAGAUAUUUAUUGCUAUGAGAAAUAUUUCACCAAAAGAUGUGGAAAUAUCUCCAGAUGGGCAGUCCAUUCAGGCUGCUAUGGUGGAAGAUCUUCAACACCAACCCUUCAACAAUUCUAUGCAUGGGGAUUUAACUUGUCUUGCACAGCUAUUGGGAAAGGAAAUAACACUUCCAUUGCCAGAUGGCAUCCCGGUACGUUCUGGCCAAGGAAUCUUUUAUGAUGAUUCUGUUCCUGGUGAAUUGAAGUGCAUCAAGCCUGUAGACUCCAACCCUUACGCUGUCCGAGAUGGGGUUUGGCAGAUUGAGGCUUAUAUGAGUGGAUGUCGAGGAGUCAGUCGUUACACAGCUCCUCUUCAAGAUCUUCGAGAAUGGCUAUGUAACACAGUGGCUAGAGAUGGAUUGAUGUCAUACGAAUCUUUACGUGUUUCUAAUUUGAGCCAGGAGGUUUGA
This is a messenger RNA of Penicillium manginii, 684 nucleotides long. RefSeq lists its product as uncharacterized. The transcript is spliced from 2 exons. The record is from RefSeq and is a predicted model, not a curated record. The coding region runs from base 1 to 684 and encodes 227 amino acids. Lineage: Eukaryota; Fungi; Ascomycota; Eurotiomycetes; Eurotiales; Aspergillaceae.